Callorhinchus milii (elephant shark) is the source of this 7430-nucleotide messenger RNA. It is a transcript of the gene tada2b, whose product is annotated as transcriptional adaptor 2B. The transcript has a single exon. NCBI's taxonomy places the organism in Eukaryota, Metazoa, Chordata, Chondrichthyes, Chimaeriformes, Callorhinchidae. The coding region runs from base 28 to 1290 and encodes 420 amino acids. Gene Ontology annotation, molecular function: chromatin binding; transcription coactivator activity; zinc ion binding. The record is from RefSeq and is a predicted model, not a curated record. Gene Ontology annotation, cellular component: nucleus; SAGA-type complex. Gene Ontology annotation, biological process: regulation of transcription by RNA polymerase II; chromatin remodeling.
GGAGGGCCGCUCCCUCGCUCGGCAGCCAUGGCGGAGCUGGGCAAGAAGUACUGCGUGUACUGCCUGGCGGACGUGAGCGGUCUGCGGCUCCGCUGCACCGAGUGCCAGGACGUGGAGCUGUGCCCCGAGUGCUUCUCGGCGGGCGCCGAGAUCGGCGGGCACCGGCGCUGGCACGGCUACCAGCUGGUGGACGGCGGGCGGUUCGCCCUGUGGGGGCCGGAGGCGGAGGGCGGGUGGACGGGCCGCGACGAGCAGCUGCUGCUGGACGCCAUCGAGCAGUUCGGCUUCGGCAACUGGGAGGACAUGGCGGCCCAUGUGGGCGCCCGCGGGCCGCAGGAGGUCAUGGAGCACUACGUGGCCAUGUACAUCCACGGCAACCUGGGCCGCGCCUGCAUCCCCGAGCUCAUCCCCAACCGGGUGACCGACCACACCUGCCCGGCCGGCGGCCCGCUCUCGCCCAGCCUCACCACCCCGCUCCCCCCGCUCGACAUGGCGGCCGCCGAGCAGCAGCAGUUGGGCUACAUGCCGCUCCGCGACGACUACGAGGUGGAGUAUCUGCAGGACGCCGAGGCGCUGAUCAGCGGCCUGGCCGUCAACUACGACGACGAGGAUGUGGACAUCGAGCUGAAGCGGGCCCACGUGGACAUGUACGUGAGGAAGCUGCGGGAGAGGCAGCGGCGCAAGAACAUGGCCCGGGACUACGGGCUGGUGCCGGCCUUCCUGGGCAAGGAGAGGAAGGAGAAGGCGCUGAAGAGGAAGGUGACCAAGGAGGAGAAGGAGCUGCGGGUCAAGCUGCGGCCGCUCUGCCAGUUCAUGUCCUGCAAGGAGUUCGAGGACUGCUUCGACAACCUGCACAAGGAGCGGGCGCUGCGGGCCAAGAUCCGGGAGCUGCAGCGCUACCGGCGCAACGGCAUCGCCAAGACCGAGGAGUCGGCGGAGUACGAGGCGGCCAAGCACAAGCGAGAGAAGCGCAAGGAGAUGAAGAACAGCGCCGGGGCCAAGCGGGGCAAGGACGACGGCGGCAAGGAAGCGGGAGCGGAGUUCAACUCCAUGGAGAACCUGCCCGGCUUUGACCUGCUGUCGGAUCGGGAAAAAGUACUGUGCAAUUCGCUCAACCUCAGCCCGACCCGUUACCUGACCGUCAAGACCAUCAUCAUCAAAGACUAUCUGCAAAAAAGGCAGGGCAUCCCUUCGAAGAGCCGUCUGCCCAGCUACCUCGACAAGGUUUUAAAGAAGAGGAUACUGAAUUUCUUAACAGAAAGUGGCUGGAUAUCCAGGGAUGCCUCUUGAUGUUUAACUUCCCUGAAACAAACUGCUUAUUUCUAGUCACGCCAUCUCCCAAGAGCUUUUUUUAAAAAAGAGUUCGUAAGGUGAACGUGGCUUGAGGUGUGCUCGUACUUGUUUUUCUCAUGGGGUCUGGACGCAACGUUUUCGUAAGAUUUGAAAUUUUGCAAAGCAUAACAGGCCUGUAAACUCGAUUGGUAUCUUGGAAGAGACUGGUAAAUAUUUAAACAAGUUCUGUUUGAUGGAACCUGAAGUAUGACCAUGAAAAUGCCUGUGUGAGAUAAAGAGGCACUAGUCUCAGCUGCUGUCAUCGGAGUCAGAAUUUAAGAAAAUCAGACCUUGGAAGUCAAAAUGUCACCUUAUCUUAUUCCAUUGAAGUUCAGAGCCGCACAUGGAUCCAUUCUUGCCAAAUCUUCUGGCUUCGUGCCGCAACAAUUGUUUUACUAAUAUUCUAGUGGAAAAAAGACUCUUGUAUCAGAUUAUUGUUGUAUUUAAUAGGUUCGUUGAGGAACUUUGCAGUCUGACUGAUACAUUUUUCUGCUUGUUGAUUCCGUCACGGGUAAAGAUAGAGAAAGGAAGCCAAUGCCUGUCCCGAUGUAGGAGAGUGGCAGGUUCCACUGACUGAUUCUCUUAAUUUCCUGUGGUAAAGAAUGAGCAAAUAAUUGUCUGAAUGGCAGUUCUUAAAGUAUUAUUUCUGAUGUCAUAAGUUAUGUUUAAAAAAUUACUCAUUUCUGGAAACUUGUGUCCCAAGGACUCCUGGGUUUAACUGGGAUGUGGGAGUACCAGAAUCGCUCGCAGAAAGUCAGAUGUUGGAUCCAGAAAUUCAACCGUCGGAUGCAGUACUGCCUUAACUCGAUUCAGAAAAGUCCAGGAAUUAUACCUUUUGACUAAUGAAAGAUUUCAUCUGACUUUCUGAAAGUGUUUGGUGUAAAGAAAUCUAGAGAAAUUGAGUCAGCUAUUUCAAUAGGGUUUGAAAUGAGCAAUGGCCCACUGAUCUAGUCUUAUGUAUGGUUCAGAACGGACUAGUGAUAGUUAAGUGUGAUUGGUCCAAUAGAUCAGUUAAGUCCAUUCCCAAACCAUUGCACUGUACUACCCUGCUUCUACUCGCAGAAAGUUUGCGGAGACUUUAUAAACUGCCUUCAGCAAGCACUUGUACGUGUAUAAAUGUGCAUUGAUUUUGUUUUAAAUUCCUGUAUGUUGCGGAAAAACACUGGGUUUAAUGCAUAGAAUUGCCAGUUAUUGACUUUGGUGUUUAGUAAUGUGCAAGCCUCAAUUUUGAACCUUAUUUAAAGCUUUUCAGUUUUGGCGCUACCAGAAGCUGUAGCAAUUUUUUAGCCCCAAUUUCCAUUUCCUUCCUUCAGGUCAUCUUCACACAAUAACAUUUCCCCCCCAUCCUCCCCACCCCUCUCCUGGAGGAGAUGGUCAGGAAUUCUGCUCCAUGGUGGUUGCUACACUGUCUAUUGUGAGUUAUGUGAGAGCAAGUGCUGCUUCUCUUUCCUACUUAUUUAAUUUAUUUCCCUCCCCUCUCGUUGGUGUGGGGAAGCAGCUUGCCUUUACUCCAUACUUUCCCAAAAAAGUACAGAAACUGGGGACUUCUAUUGGGAAACGUAAUACCAUGUUAAGUCCACUGUGACAUAGCCUUCAAACUCUAUGCUUUCAAACUCUAGUAGAAAAGCUAGUGAUGACUAGGAUGAGAUUUUUUCAAUCAAAAUUACUGUAUAUUUGUUUGCCAUAAAGUAAGGGCUGCCUGCCACAUACCCAUCCAGGUGGACUGUCACCCUGAAGUUGUUUGUGGCAUAAAACAGUGAGGAAAUAAUGCACAUGUAUACAUUGCCAUAACAUAUUUGUUGCAGAUUGUUUUGUAAAAGAAUGAUGUGGAAGACACUUAAUGGGUAGAAAAGGUGCUUGGUUUAUAGGGACCCGCAAUUUGCAAAUGAUAGGUUCUGGAUGCUGAAGAUUGCACUUUUGAGGUCGAAGUUAGUAGUUCAUGAAUGGCAAUACAUUUAUUGCCUAAUGGACAAUUUUGUUGGAAUGGACAAAAAAAGAUGGAACUCGAGGAUACUAAGCAUCGAAAAUAUUCAAGAAGUAAGCUGACCACCUAACUCAUUGGUCUCUGGUUAUACGUUUGGCAACCAGCCAGCCAGGCUCAUCAGUAGGAUGUGGAGGUAUUAUUCCCACUCGGCUCCCGUUAACCCUGCAAGCCAAAGCCCUAAAGAUCCUACCUGGACAAGCAAGUGGGAUGCUUGCCAGAAUUGCUUUCAUUGGCAAUCUAUGUGGUUUUAGUUGGUAAACUUAAGCAGUACAACAAUGCACACGCUGAGGUUCCCAAGUCUUGGCUUUUGCCAACCUGUGACCAGUACUCCCUGGCAUUAGGUAAGCACAGUGGUCCCUCCAGGGAGAGAGUCCACUUUCUAUUCCAGCCAUGGGAAUUUUCAUGGGCAAGUGGCAUGCAUGAACUUUGUCUGGUUUGCAUAGUGAUGGUAUUCCGCAUAUGACAGACACCUGGCUGACUGGAAAAUAUAUAUUUUUUAAAAGUUUGGCAUUGCAGCACCCCACGAUUAUCUUUAUAUCAAGGGAGUUCUAUGUGAAACUCGUGUAGCAAUAGAAGUCAUGGGAUAAUUUGGUUGGAGGUGCAUUUAAAGCUAUUGAUCCACUGCCCAGCUUCAAGCACCACAUCAUUCCAAGUGUCCUGUUGAAUUCCUUUUUCAUGUCAGAUUAAAAUUGUAACAGCAUUGUUUAUGUGAGAGAAAUCGCAUCAGUCACCAUAACAUUGUGACCAUCGUAUGUCCUUUGUGCCUGUUCUUAUCAUUGGAAUAUUGGCUUGGGGGAGGAGUUGAGCUAGUUCAUGUGAGAGAUGUGAAUUAAUUAGUUAAAAUGGUAAUAUGACCAGAGAGUCCUUGAGUUCCUCUGUUGAUAAUUCAGCUCUUGCACUGCUGGUUUCAGUAACGCCUGAUAAAGUGUAUUGUAGUUCACUUUUGGAAAGGAUACAGAGUUACUGGCUUUAAGAAAGGAUUGUGAGAUUUUAGAAACUAGAUAGAUCAUCUCUUAUUUUAGUGAAUUAUUUUCUUCCACUUUUUGUCUGAGGUCUCCUUCCUUUUGAUGUUGCGCAAUAUGAAGAUGGAUGGACAGGAAUGAAUCCCAAAGGUGUAGGAAGUCAACUGGUGAUGUGCAUUCCAUCUCUAUUUACAUUUCAUUCCUGUAUUGUAUAAUAUAUAAAAAGUGCCUCAUUUUGCCUUGGAUAUUGAAAAAUGUCUGGUAAAAAGCUAGACUGAGUUGACUAUAUUAGUCGUUGGGUGAUUGGAAUCAAAGAAAAACAGGCACCUGACACUGGAUGUGUAAGAACAUGCAAAUUACACAAAGCCUCUGCCUUCCACUAGAUGACUGGAACAUAUUAGUAUACAGUUGGGAACGCGUUACGAGGCUAUAAGAAAGAUGCUUUCUUUUGACUUUCCUUUCAUACUUUACUCAAUUAUUUGAAUCCAAAGUCUAUUACCAAAUUGCUUCAUUCUUUUACAAUGUGCAUAUUUCUUUCCUCUUUCAGACCUUUUCUGUUAUUUUCAUUGUUAUCCUCUAUAGCACCUUUUUGUAUGACUGCAUUGGCAGGGCGGUGGCAUUGUAACAUAAUUAUGGUAGGGACAGGGCAGCUGGCAGGAGUGUGUUUAGCUUAGUGGACCAUUGAAUACAUUCCAGAGUCGAUGAAUGCUUCGCUUACGCUAUUGCAUGUGGAAAAUGUAAGCUUUCUUGCAUUCUGCUUUCAAUGAGCACUAGCCUUUUCCCCUCUGGGACAUGGAAUUGGAAUUCAUCCCGAGUAACUGGGAUGGAACUGUCUUUUUUGGGGUCCUGUUGCAAAAGUUCACUUUUUCAGACUUCUGAACCCAGCCAAAGGUGGCGAUAGGAUGAAGAUCUAGUGAUGAAAAUGGGAAUGGCUUGCACUGGUGGAAUGGGAGGUGCCUUUCUCUUUGUGGUUGAAGUUAAAGGAUAUUUUUGAAGUUGAAGGAAUUUUACUCAAUUUCUUUCUCAACUUUUUGUGCUGUCUGACCUGGGAGUGCUGACACUGAUGAAGUAUAUUUUCAUCUCAGCACUAAUGCUUUCCUUUAAUGUUCGCAAAAAAUGACUAGAAAUAUAUAUUUCUAAUCAAUUUAUAUAUUUCUAGUGAAGGGUGUAUGGGAUGCAGAGAAUUUGCUUUAGUUUUUAUUUAAUGACUUGCUUUAACUGAAUAUCAAUGAUUUUGGUCAGUGAGUGGAACCAUUAUCUUGUUAUCUGUAUGAUAGAAGGAUGUGCAGAUCUGAGACUUUCAGUUAUCUAAAAUCUAAGGUUGUAUCAAAUCAUCAAGCAUUCACAGCUAACUAUUUCUUUAUUGGAAUAUACAUGCAGGAAAAGUUCAGUCAGUGUAAGCUGUUGUUUCCAGUCUAGGUAAUAAAUUGUUUUUGUUCAGUGGUGGUAUGUUGUUUGAAAGUAAUGAGAAGCUAUUUUUCUGUUUGUCUGGAAGAUGCACUGAUGUUUUCUUUUAAGGGAUUUGUUUCUUACCAGAAAAUGAAUCGCACUUUUCCAACAGAGUGAGAAACUCCGUCUUUUCACUGUGAAAUUUGUACACAAGUUAAGUAAGGUGCUGGAUGAAGCCAGUUAAAUCAUCUGGCAAUUAUAAAAAUGAAACUUCUUUGAGCUAUUAUUGCCCUUUUAAAUUCACAAAUUAGUUACUCUGAGGAUUGUGGUUUAUAUUUAGGUGCUGAGAAGAGUGAGAGACUGCCUGACAAAGUUGAAAGCUGAUAAAAAGUUGCAGUGAUGUGGAAUCUUCAAUGUAUAUAAACAUCAGAUAGUUCGUGUUACUGUAUAGUGUUAAAUUGUGUUAUUUUGAGCAAGGGGAUGGUGUUGAAGUUUACUAAAAUGAAUGAGUCUGCCUUCUGAAUAGGAGAUAACAGAAGAGCACUGGUGGGAGGUAAGGCAGAUUUGAAAUUCUUGUGCUGUCCUCAUUGGCAAUAAUAUUGGAGAAGUUCAUACAAUCACCUGUGAUGUGACUGUUGCAGUUUAUGAUGUUCCCAACCUAUCUUUUUUCUUUAAAUUAUACAAGUACAAACUUAAGUUUUUCUUUUAUAUAUUUCCGUUGGUAUCUUCAGGAAGAGAGUUUUUUUACAAUACAACAUUUAUAGUCUCACAUGAUAGGAAACGAUAGAGUAAACUUUAUACCCUGUUUUACUAGGGUAAUCACUGUGGCCUGUGUGCAUAACAAUAUAAUAUUCAGGAAUGUAGAAUAACAAACAAACACUGUUUCUAUUAUAUUGAUUGCUUUAUUUUGGAUAGUUUAUUUAAUUGUAGACUCCCCCCCCCCCCCCCCGCUCAUACAUACACACAGAUUCUCUUAUUUUGAUCGCCUCCAGACGUCAUUGUGGCUUGGAUUUAUACUCUGUUCAGUGUUUCCACUCAGACAUUACUUCCAUCAGUAGCUAGCAGUUCUGUACAAAGAUGGUCUGGAACACAGUGUGGUAACUGAUGGACUUUGAGAGACUUUGUUUUUCUGACUUACUACAAAAUUUGUACAUUGUUUAUUUGUGAUAUUUAAUGACAUUACUUUGUAAAUGUGAAUAUUUGUAAUUAUGAAACAGUCUGUGACCCUUUGAGGAAUUUUUUUUAAAAGCUUAAGUUGUAGCAAGUGUGUAGGUUUAUUUUGGAAAAACAGCAAACUUAAUGUGUGUUUGAAAAGUAAGUAUCUAAAUUUUUUAUUUCUGAGAUCUCUGUAAGAAUCAGGGUUUCUGGUAUAACCCACCCUGUCUCCUCAAUGCUAAAAGUUCUUUGCACCUUUCAAAUACCCAUUUCAUCAUGUAACAGUCAUAAAAUAGUGCAUUAUUUUUGUAAAUUUUUAUUACUAGAUUUUCAAGAUACACGAGAAAAAUGUAAAGAACUGCAGGCACUUCUUAACUCUUUUUUUAAAUUUUUUUUAGAUUUUAUUUUGGUGCAGCAGUACUACUGCAGUCUCCCAGGGUUGGAUAGGGUAAUCUGUUCUGAAAUCCAUGUAUGUAUUUGUUUCUUGGGGGGAUGAAUGUAAUACAUUCAAGGCAAUUUAUAUACUGUAAUAGUGUUCUGGAAACAAAAGUUGUGUACAGAGUAAGACACUAAAGGAUUAAAAACUGGGUGCGUUUUAUCAGUAGCAA